Messenger RNA from Condylura cristata (star-nosed mole), 4204 nucleotides. RefSeq names its product zinc finger protein 211-like. The transcript has 5 exons. The record is from RefSeq and is a predicted model, not a curated record. Gene Ontology annotation, molecular function: RNA polymerase II cis-regulatory region sequence-specific DNA binding; DNA-binding transcription factor activity, RNA polymerase II-specific. Lineage: Eukaryota; Metazoa; Chordata; Mammalia; Eulipotyphla; Talpidae. Bases 1 to 2571 code for a protein of 856 amino acids. Gene Ontology annotation, biological process: regulation of DNA-templated transcription.
AUGUCCGCAAAGGUCACACUGUCCUGUUACGAGAAGGACAGAAGCUGUGAACGUGACGUGAAGACCAAAAUCCAUCCGGCCACAAAGCUGCCCAGCUCCGGCUCCGCCAGAGUUCCCCCCCUCGGGACCUGCAGUGCUGCUGAGGGCCACUCUCUGCUCAGGGCCUCGCCGCACCGCACCGUGAGGAACCACUGCUCCCCGCCCUCUGACCUGCCACUAGCCUCUGGGCAGGAGGCCCCACACUGCGACCCGACUCCGCCACCGAGCCAGCUCGCCCGAGCCAGCUCGCGGCUGGGCGCUGAAGGCCGGGUGCAAGCUGCUGUUCGCCAGAGCGCAGACUGGGAGGAUGCCGACGCCCCCAAAGGGAGAGGCCCCCAGGAAGCCCCUCUCUGCCACACCGGCGACCGGGUCCUCGCACCUAGGGGCAUCCGCAGCGCCGACACACCCCGCCGGCCGCCGGGACUGCAACGCCGCGCCCCUCCAGAUCCUGCCUGUCCCAGCUCGCGAGACCCCCUGGACCUUCACGAGGGCCGGGAGGGCAGCGUGACGCUCCAGGACGUUGCCGUGCGCUUCUCCUGGGAGGAGUGGGGCCUCCUCGACCAGUCUGAGAGACGCCUGUACCUCGAUGUGAUGCUGGAAAACUUUGAGCUCAUCUCUUCUCUGGGUUGCUGCUGUGGCGCAGAGGCUGCGGCGCCCGCCUUGGAGCAGGGCGUUUCUGCAGGCGAGUCUCAGCCCCACGCUCCCAAGGCGGCGCCUCCUUCCCAGAAGACCCACCCCUGUGAGAUGUGUGGCCCGGUGUUGAGAGACAUUUUCCUCGUGACUGAGUACCUGCGAACACAGCGCGGGCGCUUGCUGCUGAGGUGUGGGGCGUGUGCCAGACGGUUUUCUUUUGGGGUGAACUCGAGCGAUGGCCGAGAGCGGCACAUGGAGGAGAAGGCCCCCAGGCGCAGUGUGGACUGGUCCUCGUUCAUCAAGAGCUGCGGCGUCCAAGUGUCAGAGCACCCCCCUGCCUGCCGGGAGGUUGGGCCAGACGUCCUGGCCGUUGUGGGACCGCUGCAGCCUCCGGUCGCUCGUUGUGGAGACGAGCCAGGCACAGCCACCCAGCGUGGGGCAGCGGCACAGGGCAGUCGGAGCCGUGGCGCCCCGGGAGCACGCACCAAGGCCUGCAGCACCAAGCGCCCGCUUGUUCAGGACCAGGGAGGCCACGCGGGAAGGCAGAGUUUUGCGUGCAGUGACUGUGGGAAGACGUUCAGGUCCGAAUCCUCCUUUGCCGGGCACCGGACAGUCCACGCUGGAGGAAGAGCCGGUGUCCCUGGUGAACGCAGUGAACCCGUUAGCCAGAGCCCCGGCCUCAGUGAGCAUGUUCGAGUGCGGGCGCGCGCGAGGAGGCGCCUGAGCCAGGCUGCGCGGCUCUCCCGGCCCCGGCUGCGGCGCGGCGGCGAGGGCGGCUCUGUGUGCAGCAAGUGCUCCGUGCCCUCUCCCCACAGCCCGAAGCUCCUUCAGCACGGGAGCGCGCCGACGCGGGAGAGGCCGUACAGCUGCCACUGCGGGAAGUGCUUCACCUCCACCUACAGCCUCAGCUGUCACCAGCGAGUCCACACCGGCGAGCGGCCCUACGCGUGCGCCGAGUGCGGGAAGGCCUUCGCCUUCAGCUCUAACCUCCGCUACCACCAGAAGGUCCACAGGGGGGACAGGCCCCACGGCUGCGCCGAGUGUGGGAAGUCUUUCAUCACUCGGGCCGCGCUGUCUCACCACCGCAGGCUGCACACCGGCGAGAGGCCUCACUCGUGCGGCGAAUGUGGGAAGUCUUUUAACAAAAGGUCGACGCUCAUCCAGCACCUGAGGGUUCACACAGGCGAGAAGCCCUACGCGUGCGGCGAGUGCGGGAAGGCCUUCACCUCCAGCUCCAGCCUCCGCUACCACCAGAGGUGGCACGCGGGCGAGCGGCCCUACGCGUGCGGCGAGUGCGGGAAGGCCUUUACCUCCAGCUCCGGCCUCCGCUACCACUACAGGGCUCACUCGGGGGAGAGGCCGUACGCGUGCAGCGAGUGUGGGAAGGCUUUUUCCUCCAGUUCCAGCCUUCGACUGCAUCGGAGAGUCCAUGACGGAGAGCGGCCGUACGCGUGCAGCGAGUGCGGGAAGGCCUUUACUUCCAGUUCCGGCCUCCGCUACCACUCUGGAGCCCACACGGGAGAGAGGCCUCACGCGUGCAGCGAGUGCGGGAAGUGUUUUUCCUCCCGGUCCAACCUCAGUUUACACCAGCGAGUUCACACGGGAGAGAGGCCUUUCGCGUGCUCCGAGUGCGGGAAAUGUUUUACCUCCAACUCCCAUCUUCUCGUUCAUCAGCGAGUUCACGCGGGAGAACGGCCACAUGAGUGUAGUGAGUGCGGGAAGUCUUUUGCCUCGAGCCCCUGUCUCCGCUGUCACCAGAGGAUUCACGCAGGCGCAAGGUCCUACGUGUGCGGCGAGUGUGGGAAGACGCUUCCCAGUCGCUCCAAACUCUGUUUCCAGCAGCGGGCCCACCCCGGAGCGCGGCUGCAGGAGUGCGCCUCGGGAGAGUGCGCACACUAGAGGAGAGGCUUAGAUUUUAGCAGGAGUGCGGUUUCCUGUCAGCACGACUUUGCACGCGAAGACACCGGGCGCGCUCCCGUCUGAAUCGAGGCUCGUGCCGCUGAAGGAUCGCGUGGCGUUUCCCCGCAAGGUGCAGCUACGCGGGAGGCCGUGUGUUGGUGUUGGGCUUUCUGACCUGCCCGGGCUCUCGCUAGGUUUCUGUCUGUGCGUCUGCGUGUCGGGCUCGUGUCCCCGCUGCCACCAGACAGCCGCCCGCAUGGCCCGCGCCAGCCACCCCUCAGGGAAGGCCACUGCACUUUCGUACUAGAGUAAUGAGCAGUCGCCUGACCCUGCAGCAGGUCUGUUUUCCCUCAGCUACCUUGGGCUUGAACCUCAAUUGGCGUGACCCAGACCACAUCCACGAGUUUGAAGACCCACAGUUUUCAGAUCUGUUGAUUUUCGUGUUACCUGCAUGAGUGUGUCCGGCUUCCACGCUCCUGACUGCCACCGUGGCCCUGGUGGCUCAGGAAGGAGGUCUUCAGGGUCUGCGUGCGCUCGGCUGUGAGGGGAGAGCAGCUUUCAGAGGCUCCACUCUUUGGAGCAGACGUCAGAAAGGAGCCUGCUGGCUGUCCGCGAAUUUGUGUCGUCGCCCACACACACAACCUCCUUCGGGAGACAGCGGCAGCGGAGCCUGGAUGUCGUGUGCUGUGUGAGGGUGACCGCAUGGAGCAGUAGGAUGUGUGUCGAGGGCUGCUGAGAGCAGCCUGCUUCUCUCGUGUUGAGACGGCACGGUGCGCCAGCUCCCGGCUCUGGCGGGGGUGUCCCUGCGGCUGUGGGAAGAGCCACGUGGCCUCCCGUCCCAGACAUAACUGGGGAGGGUCCCGGGCUGGGCCGCAGCCAGUACAGAAGCCGGGGGGCUGCAGCCAGCCGGGGGGGCGCCGCUGGGACAGGCGCGUCUGGAGGCAGCCUGCCGGGCUGCAGGCGGCUGGCCUCAGGUCCCGGCGCUUCCAGGCAGCUUCCCCUUGGGUAGCUGAGGCCGGCAGAGGAAGGGCCGCUCGCGGGGCAGUUCCUGUGGCCGCCCCUGGCUGGGCAGGAAGGGGCGGCUCACGCGGCAGGGGUGUGACCUCGUGACCUGACAGCGCGUCGCCAGCCUGGAAGUGCCCUGGCCGGGUGCCCCUGGCCUGGUGCCCGCGGCUGCUCCUGAGGGCAGGCCCGCCCCAAGGGCCCGCGGCAGGGAAGUGCAGUCCAGUACGCGGGUGCCGAAGGCCUUUUCCUAACAUUGGGACGCGCAGGUUUGUCCUUUCAUCAUGAGUCAGCUCUACGGACUGCACCGGCCGUAAUUUACGUGCCCACGCCGCACCGUUGGAGCUCUGCACGGAUGAGGUUUGACAGGUGCAGACUCCUGAGACCGCCCUGUUGGCCCCGCAGCGCCGCUCCCGGCCCCCUUCCCCUAAGCACCUUCGCUGUUUCCAGCUUCUCACUGCUGAGGGGGAGCAGCCACCACGUGAGCCCGCCGGGACACAGCGUCUCCCGGUGAGCCCGAGUGUGCGGCGGGAGAAAUGUCCGCUGCUGAGAGCACGCUGUGGUCCGAGCCCUUCGUACCCCUUUGCGUGUACCGCGUGAGCUGCUCUUGUUAAACGUUCUGCCGACACGG